AUGUUAUAGUGUUUAAUGUUAGCAUUUAGUAUCUUAUUUUACACGAAGAGUGGAAAAGAUUCCAGGCAGCCAUUUUGAUAAGGACCUGCCUUUGAAUUUGAGCUGUCAGUAUGUAAUAAAAUGGCCACUAUAAGAGCUUCUUAGACACAAACAUGAUGCUAAAGGAGUCCUAAAAUAAACGAAUAGCGACUUUAGGACAUUAUGUCAGAUUUAUAUUCGCCGAUUUGUAAUUCGGAUUUAACGUUGCCUCAUAAACAGCUCGUGUUGCGAACUUGCAAACAUGUCAAAUUCGACUACACAACAACAAUGCUUACUUGAAAGCUAAACGCAGCUAAAAGCCGGACGAAUGCUGUCUUAUUACUAGUGCUACAUUUAUGAAUAUUAGCAUUAGAAGUGCGCUCGCUUCUCCCGAAAGCAACCAUAAUAAAUACAGAAACAUAACGGACGGGGUAGCCGGAAGUGUUCCAAGGUCCGGAAACGACCAAUGUUAAAAUCUCACACGUCACUCGUACCUUUCUAAAACACCAACAUAGACCGUCCAAAAUAUUAUAGCCGAAAAAUAAGCAAACGCUAAAUAAAAAAGACAAUCGGUCUUAAAGCCGUUUGAUGCAUUUUCCACAGGAUAUAACUUAAAAGUGAAUCUGUCCUGCAAUAUAAGGGACCCUCGGUCUCAUGCUAUCAGCUCGGUUGCAAUGGAAACAGAGUCUGCUUACUAGCUGUAGCUAGAAGGCUAACCACUGGAAAACAGCGCAGAGCUGCUGGGGUACAUGAACGAGGGGGGCAGGGUGGGAGAGAGAAUAGCAGGCCCUGUUCAUCUUGACCAGGCUAAAAGAUGGAUGCGUAGUGAGAAAAGGAGUGGCAGAAAGAGCACCUUUACAAGAAUGGUAGUGGAGGAUGUUGCUUCCAACUGUGGAAAAAAGAAGAAUAUAUUAAUGGAAACUUGGAAACGGAGAUGUAAGCCAUUUAUACCAGAGUGGAUUUAGAAUGAAUAAAUAUUCAAUGAAAUGAAAUCGGCCCAUGGGAUUUGGAGGGAUCCAUCUUGCUGUGGGACUGUCAUGAAAUGAAAAAAAAAAUGUAACCAAGCAAGUUUUUCAAUGAAUUUGAACCACAUUGAUCACAUUUUUUUACAGCACUUUCCAAAAUGUAAAUGCAUAAUUGCAUCAAGUGGCAUUUAUUCUGCCAGUUCAUACAUCUUUGCACUCUGAUGGAACAUUCAAACUGAAAUUACAGUAUCAGAGGUGAAUUGUACAAAAACUGUGAUUACAUGGAAUCCAGUGUGCAGCCAAACGGAGUUGAUUUUUAUAAUCCCAUGAAUGAAACAUCCAUGGAAAAUGAUUUUUUUGCAGAAAUCAAAAAUUCAAGUUACAAUCAAAGCAAAAUGUCCUCCUUAAAUAUUCACCAGAAUAUUAAAAAACGUGGUGCAUGUUUAAGUGAAACAACAUAAACAUAAGGAACAUGUUAGAAAGCACCAUUUUGCACUGAAACUGCUGAAACUCAGUUGGAAAGCUUUAAACAGACAUUGUUGCUGCUCAUAGAGCAGAAGGUGUUGCCACUGCGCACCCAUGUUUCAGUAACUGGGAGAUGUUCCAGUUUGGAAAAUACAAUGUGGACAUCAUAGAGAUGCUGAGUGGACACCAGUCCCAUCAGUUUAAAAGUCUUGGAUUAGAGCGACAACUUCAACACCAGCAACAAGUGCAGCUUCACCAACACCAGUUACAGCAGCAGCAACAGCAGCAGCAGAGUGAGACGUCUGGGUCAAUUUUGUCUGGACUUGGCUUAGGCCCACUACAAGGAUCUAGAGGCAGUGCGUUUACAGAUUCCACAUCAAUUUUUGCAAAAAUGAGUGCACCUCCCCCACCUCUACAACAACAGUCUUUGUCUUCAUCCCAAAGUUUAAGGAAGUCAAGCAAAAUGUCUGGAAGCAGUGGCAGUGGUGGAAGUCAUGUGAGUGGGUACCCUCAGUUUUUGCGCACAUUCCACCCAACUGAGAGCACCCUUGCACAAGAGCAGUUGCAUCCAGGAGUAGGGCGAUUUGAUCAUUUUGCCAGCAGUAGUGGAAGUGGAGGAUUAGUUACAUCUGUUCCACCGCCACCACCCCCACUGCAUCCUGGCCUGUCAGUACCUCAAGCCGCCCCUGGUCCAUCAACCUCCUCCCCGUCUUCCAGUUCUGUUUCAACGUCCAAUAACCCUCCCAGCAGUAGUGCAGUAACCACCUUGAGCCAUCAAUUAGCAGGAUCUCAGUCUGAUGCCCGAAGCCUACAUCAACAGUUUAGCUGCAUGUUGGCAGCAAAUCAGUAUUUUCUUUCUGGAGUACCAGCCAAUUCCAGUCUAGAACAAUUUUUAGUUCAGCAAGGAAGUCAUAACCACCUUGGGCUUGGACUGGGCCAAGCUGCAGGAGAGGCAAGUUCGGCUCUCGCUCCUCCCCCCGCUCUUCAUUCUUCACACACUCAUAGUCACCCCAGCACUCUAUCACAGCCUCAACAGCCACCAACACAACAGCAGCAACUACCACCACACACUUUGUCUCACCCCCACCCACAUCCACACCAUCCACUGCACUCCUCCUCACAGCCUUCCUCACUCGGGGGCUUUGACUUUCAAGGAAUCCCAGUUCUUUCAUCCAACCAGCUAGCAUCUCUAAUGCAGCAGGAAGCUGGGCUGCCACUUCCUCUUCCACUACAUCUUUCUUUAUCAAAAGAGGAGGGAAAGGGCGAUGGCGCUGCUGGAGGAGGUGGCUCCUCUGGUGGUAGGAGAAAAAAAGCUAUGGCUGGCUACCUGCCACAGAGAAAGACUGAAAACAACAACAAUAAUAGCAGCAACAAUCAUAGCUCUACAAACCCCAACAGUAGCACUUUAAGAGCACUGAACCAAGAGAACACAGCAGGCUUGGAUGGAGGUGGGGGUGUUGGUUUGUCAGGUAUUGCUGGAGACCCUUCCUCGCACUUAACUUCUUCAUCCUCUACUUCUGUUGUGUCAUCUUCUGUAGCCUCUUCUACAUCAGUCUUAGUGACAAACGGCUCGAAAACGGGCAGUCAUGGUGUCAUGCCACCACAAUCCGAGACAGAACAAGAAGCCCUUUAUCAUUGUGGUGAGUGUGGCAAAACAUUCACACAGCUCUCUAGUCUGCGCAGGCACCUACGUAGUCAUGAAUUAACCACAGCAGGCACAAGUGGCACAAGAAGUAACAUUUUAAACCCAGUCUUGCAUCCUUCUGAUCCAUGUAUUCCGCACUCUACUCAAGAAAGCUCAGCCUCAUCCUCAUGUGGCAGUCCUGACAAGACUUUUCAUUGUUCUGACUGUGGCAAGUGUUUUAAGAAAAAAGGACAUCUCCUUCAACAUGGUGUUAUUCACUCAGGGGCUCGGCCCUAUGCCUGCAGUACUUGUAGUCGUGCUUUCAAUCGGCGUGAGUCACUCACCCGCCAUGAAAAAAUUCAUGAAGAGAAACCAUUCCGCUGUCCAGCUUGUGGCCGCUGUUUUCGUGAAAGUACGUCCCUAUUGAACCAUGCAGCCUCUGGCACCUGUGGCAAGUCGGGACGUACACCGAGAUCUAAGCAUGAAAGUAAUAUAGUUCAAGGCAAGAGCAAUAAAGCUGGGGGCUCCCAAGAUGGAAUAGCGGCUAAUGCAGCGGGUUCUUACCGGGGUGAUGGUUUCAGUGAUGACUACAAGGACCAGCGCUCUCAAGGUAACAUGUAUUCUGGAACAACCCCAUGUGGUGGCAGCCUGACAGGGACUGCACUUAGGAAGGCACCAUUAGCUCCUACUUUGCAUCCACACUCACAAAACCCAGGCCAGCAGCAUCACCAACAGCCACAUCUCCCACUUUCAUCUCUGUUAGACGACUCUGAAGAUGAUGUCACUAGCUCCGUCAACAAUGCCAUUUCUGCUAUCACUGCUGCAGCUGCAAAUUGUAUGAGUGGUGAUCUUGCCCAUGGUGGAGGCAGAGGGGAGGAUCGAAGGGAUAUCAUUGGUGGAUUGCUUGGAGGUCUGGGUCUAGGGCCUCUUGCCUCACCUAGUGGUCCGUUAUCAACAUCUGGACUGGAUAAGUCCUAUAGAGGUAGUGCUGUGGUCCAUAACCAGCAACCAAAUCAGCUUACACCUGGUGGAAAGCCCAAGCGCCCUCGUAAGCCCCGCAAAAAAAAGGAACCCGGAGAGGUUGGUGCUGAGCCUCCUAAAAGAAGGCCUAACAGACUAGGAAUGCCUGGUGGGGAAAUCAGACCAUAUUUGUGCAGUGUCUGUGGUCGAGGAUUUGCACGAAGAGAAACUUUGCGAAGGCAUGACAGAAUACACACUGGGGAAAAGCCUCACCAUUGUAGUGUAUGUGGCAAGUACUUCAGAGAGGCAUUUCAUCUUAGCAAGCACCACACAGUGCAUUCGGGAGAGAAGAACUACAAAUGUAUUCUGUGUGGAAAGGACUUUGGAUAUGCCCAGAGCCUUAAAAGACAUGGCAAACUACACCAGAAAGGAGAACUGGAGGAAGUGCCAACAACGCCAGGCAUAGAAAACCUUAACAGCUAUCCAUCCUCUGGUGGCAACUUGAUUCAAGGGGGCCAAAGCAGCACUUCUUCUUUCUAUCCAUACUCUCAAGAUGUCAAACCACAUGCAUCAAACACACAGCCCCCACCUAGACUGUACACUUGCGCUAUAUGCUGGAAAUCAUUCCGGCAUCACUUUCAUUUGACUGCGCAUCACCAAACGGUUCACGAGGGUGGUGGAGAAAAACUGUUUUCCUGUGAAGUCUGUGGAAAGGCUUUUGCAUACUCAAACAGCCUUACACGACACAGGCUUUCUCAGCAUGGCUUAACACGGACUGGUCAGCCAGUUGCUCAAAGGAGCACAGGUGAAGAAACUAAUGUUGGUGGUGCAAUAUCAGAGAGUGAAGCUGCAACAAAUGCUUUGCUUCAGCUAGCGCCACCCAGUGGCACACAUGGCGAACAGCAUGGAGUUCUUCACAGCCACCAUGCACCUCCCCAACCACAAGGUGGCUACUCCCCUCUGUUUUAUAUACCAGAUGCCAAUGCUACACACCCAUCUUCAUCUAAUGCCUCCUCUUAUUCUCAUUCUCUGCCGUCAACUUCCUCAGGGCCUCUUCUUUGUAACCAUCAGCACUCUGGGAUAAAAGGUGAACCCAUUUAUCACAUUGGUCACAGGCAUACUCUUGCUCCAAACAUACCUGUGCAGUCCCUCGCUUUGCCCCCAUCAGAGCCACAUCAGCAACAUCACAAUCCCCAGCAGCAUCCAGCUGGGAUUCAAUCUACACAGCAUCACACUUUUCAAAGCCAAGAAGAGUUGAGGCGGCGCAAAAAAAAAAAAAAAAGACGGCAAGAGAGAAAGGAGAUAGGCUACAAAUGGACCCCGGCUGCAAAAGUACAGAGAGAGCAGCCGGAGGUCCCACAUGGGGAAAGGCAGAGAAAUGAGAAAAGAAAUUUUCUCAAGAGAAAAAGGAGAGCAAUUCACAGGACUCAACAUAAAAUUAAGAAGCGCAUGGCUGUUCUUGUGAGAAUCAGGCGUGGAAGUGGAGGAAGUGCUGUUUAUGAACUGGGCCUUCCAGGUGGACUGAAGCUGAACAGGCUUCGUUCUCUCAAAGUUCCUCUGAAACGAAGGCCUUGUCCCCUUUGCCUUGGUGCUACCUUUUCACAACAGGUUGCACUAAAAGUUCAUAUAGCAGCUAGACAUUGCCCCAAAGUGAGAGGCCUUCAGCAUCGUUUGAAAUGCCCAGUUUGUGGAAAACAGUCUCGCAAAUUCCUCUCUGCUCUCAUUCACCGAAGCUCCCAUUUAGCCAACAGAGCUUUUUCCUGUAGACAUUGUCCCUGUCGUUUCUGGAAUUCAAUGCUCCUCACACGGCACAAGAAGGUGUGUCGAGGGACCUUAGCUAGGUUUCAACAAGAGAGGGCGCUUUGUGUUAAAUUAGUCAUGGGAUCCACAUACAGGAGGUUCGAGUGCAAAGGGAACUCUUCGUCCUUACCUUUCUAAUGCACUCAAUUUUGUCUUUAAAUUCAUUUUCAUAUGCACUUUGAGACUAGAAAUGUUGGGAUUUUAAUGACAAAUAUCUGACUGAGUACACCCUUUGCUCAUGUAGACAUUGACUUGUGUCAUGAGAGCUUUUUCGUUACUCUCUCAAUCAUUUCAAUUGCAUUUCCUCUAAUAACUCAGAUCCCUGAAAACGAACACCUUCAGCGAACUCACAGAUGUAUUAAAUGGAAUUUGUUUUAAAGAAAUGCUUAGCCUACCUAUCUGUGCGGUACCACACCAGUCUUCUAAGUGGAAACUUUAUCGAAAUGAUCCUUGGCUGGCAAUAGUUUCACUGAUUUGGCUAAACAUGUACUGUGCCCUUAACAGUAUGCAGUAUGCUCACUAUUCCUCAACCAAUGCUCUGUAGAAUUAUUCUGUCUCUGAUAUAUAUUACCUUGUUGGUGUUCACUUAGAGCAAGUGUGGAGGUGUGGUUUUGUUAAUGUAAAAAGUGCGAUCAGUAUACGAAGAAGAAAAAAGGGUUCUGUUAGGAAUACGAGUGUUUUAUUUUAAAGAGUAUUUAAAUUACUGCAUGUUGGACAUUGCUGUCCUUGUGUUGACAGGUCGAGAGGAAUGGCGACUGGGGACAAAUCCAAUUGAAAAUGUACCUUAAAUCUUAAUAGAGGAACCAAAAGUAACUAAUGCAUAAUAACACAUGCUGAUUAACAAUGUGUAAUAUCAAAUGUGAGUCCCAUUUGGCUUUAUUUACUGUUUGAGAAGAAAAAUACCAUUAAAGUAACGUCAGCACUUAAACAGGAAAAAUAUAAUUUUCCCAAUAACCAGUCAAAAGACAAAAAAUAUUUACAAAUUUAAUUUACAGAUUCUUGCCCUGAAGGCAAAGCCUUACCAAAUUGUGACAAUUAUAACAACAUAUUAUGGCUUGUACAAUGUAGCGUUUAUGUAUAGAGUUUAAAGGGUAGAAUGGAGAGAAAUGAGUGUACUGUAAUGUAAAUUGUGUCAAUAUUUUAUUAUGUUUUUUAAGGAAAUGUCAGUUAUCUUUUUAUCAUAGCUACACUUCAGGUAGUUGAAAGAGUGAUUGUAAGAGUUAUCACUUUAGAUCAGGUCUUGAUUAAGUGUAUUAAUGUGUGACACGGUCUGUCCACUUGCCAACUAUGAACGUAUCCCAUGUACUUUUUUCACCUUUUAUGUAGAGAUGCCAUACUUCUUAUAGCCUCUUUUUUUCUUUAAAAGAAGAAAAUAAGUACGUUUCUAUCACUUUAUUUACACAUUAUAAGCUGGUUGUUGAUGAUACCCAAGCAUUUAAUAAAAUUUGAAAAUGUUAUAUUCUCAUUA
Danio rerio (zebrafish) is the source of this 7300-nucleotide messenger RNA. Lineage: Eukaryota; Metazoa; Chordata; Actinopteri; Cypriniformes; Danionidae. The record is from RefSeq and is a predicted model, not a curated record.